CACAGUGCCCCUCCAUCUCUCUAUAUAAAAUGACCCCUGUUUCUGUAAUAUCCAUUCUGCUUGUCUCUUGUCUCUGCGGAUAGCACACCUUCAUACAGCCAUGUCAGAUGUAGAAGAGGAGUGCACGGAGCUGGCAGAGGAGGCUGAAGAGGAGCAGGAGGCCGAGCCUGAGCAGGAGGAGGAGACGGAGCAGGCAGAGGAGGAUGGAGAAGAGCAUCACGAGUGCCAAGAUCAAGAUGCCCAGGAGGAAGAGGAGGAGCGCCCCAAACCCAAACCUCUGGUGCCUCAACUGGCCCCUCCAAAAAUUCCGGAGGGGGACAGAGUCGAUUUUGAUGACAUCCACAGAAAGCGUAUGGAAAAGGACUUACUGGAGCUGCAUACUCUGAUUGAUGUCCACUUCGAGCAGAGGAAGAAGGAUGAGGAAGAACUUAUUGGCCUCAAGGAACGAAUUGAGCGUCGUCGGUCAGAGAGAGCUGAGAUCCAGAGGGUUAGAGCAGAGAAGGAGAAGGACAGACAGAACAGGAUUGCGGAGGAGCGUCACCGGAAAGAGGAAGAGGAAGCCAAAAAGAAGGCUGAUGACGACGCUAAGAAAAAGAAAGUGCUCUCUGGCAUGGGAGCAAACUUUGGAGGCUUCCUGGCCAAGGCUGAGUCGAGGAGGGGCAAGCGUCUAACAGGCAAAGAGAUCAAGAAGAAGACCCUGGCUGAGAGACGGCAGCCGCUAGGCAUCGACAACUUGAGGGAGGAUGCACUCAAGCAACGAGCCCAGGAGAUGUGGAACUGGAUCUACCAGCUGGAGUCUGAGAAGUUUGACUACAUAGAGUACAUGAAGCACCAGAAAUAUGAGAUCAUCGUGCUGCUGAACAGAAUCCAACAUGCUCAGAAAUUUAAAAAGGUUCAUGGCAAAGGGAAGGUUGGUGGUCGCUGGAAGUAAACAGGAAAAAAAACAAAAAA
This is a messenger RNA of Micropterus salmoides (largemouth bass), 951 nucleotides long. It is a transcript of the gene tnnt1, whose product is annotated as troponin T type 1 (skeletal, slow). Gene Ontology annotation, cellular component: troponin complex. NCBI's taxonomy places the organism in Eukaryota, Metazoa, Chordata, Actinopteri, Centrarchiformes, Centrarchidae. Bases 101 to 931 code for a protein of 276 amino acids. The transcript is spliced from 15 exons. Gene Ontology annotation, molecular function: tropomyosin binding; troponin T binding. Gene Ontology annotation, biological process: sarcomere organization; regulation of muscle contraction; slow-twitch skeletal muscle fiber contraction. The record is from RefSeq and is a predicted model, not a curated record.